Molecule: messenger RNA, 321 nt
Organism: Pundamilia nyererei
Lineage: Eukaryota; Metazoa; Chordata; Actinopteri; Cichliformes; Cichlidae
Product: hemoglobin subunit beta-like
Exons: 3
Coding region: 1-321 (106 amino acids)
Biological process (GO): hydrogen peroxide catabolic process; oxygen transport
Cellular component (GO): blood microparticle; hemoglobin complex; haptoglobin-hemoglobin complex
Molecular function (GO): heme binding; organic acid binding; oxygen binding
Source: RefSeq, a predicted model, not a curated record
AUGGUUGUGUGGACAGACUUUGAGCGCACCGCGAUCCAGGACAUCUUCUCCAAGAUCGACUAUGCGGUCGUUGGGCAAGCAGCUUUUUCCAGGUGUCUGAUUGUCUACCCCUGGACUAAGAGGUAUUUCGGUGGAUUUGGAAACCUCUACAAUGCUGCUGCCAUCACAUCAAAUCCAAGGGUUGCGUCUCAUGGAAAAGUCAUCAUGGAAGCUCUGGAAAAAGCACCACGACAUAUGGACGCGGUUAAAAUUAUACAUUCGCUCUUGGUGUUAGUUUAUUUCAUUGCAUUGCAGGGAGCAGUGGCGGAGCGGGGGGGGUGA